AUGCCGUCGAUUCUCUCAGAUGAGGAUAAGCAGAUGGUGAAGCGCACCGUGCCCAAGACGGGAAACAAGAUCCACGCCGUCGCCGUCGCAAAGUUGUACGUUGCCUACCCCGACCGUCAGCGAUGGACCUACACCGGACUGCAGGGCGCCGUGGUGCUCGCGAAUGAUCUCGUUGGAAACACGUUUUGGCUCAAGAUGGUGGAUAUUUCGCCCCAAAGUCGAGGUGUCAUAUGGGAUCAGGAGAUCUACGACACAUUCUCCUACAACCAGGAUCGCGUCUUCUUCCACACCUUCGAGCUCGAGGAAUGUCUAGCAGGUCUAUCCUUUGCCGACGAAAAGGAGGCCAAGACGUUCAAGAAGAAGCUCGACGACCGCGAAAAGAACGCGCACAAGAACACCAAGAACAAGCCAUUCAGCGCAACAGCAGGAACUCGUGCGCCCACGUCCAACGGCAAGAGCGGCGGCCAUGGUCAUGGUCUGUUGGGAGGCAUUUUUGGACACCGCAAUUCCACAGCAUCAGGCCCACCGCCAGCUUCCAUGAUCCCUCAUACCACAGUCACGUCGCCCGUGCAAAGCAGCCAUUCCAAUGCUACGAGUGCGCGAAGCUCUGCGAUUGAUACUACGGAUCCGUCAUGGCAACCCCUUCUCAAGGAGCUGCUGGCUAUGGGCAUUACAGAAGAUCAAAUCGAGGAAAAUGCCGACUUUAUCAAAUUAUACAUCGAGCAGCGCAAGUCGGAGGAGAAGCUCAAGGAAGAGAAUAACCGCAAAUCUAGAGCUCCUCCGCCUCCCCCACCCAGCGCGCUUAGCCCUCAACAUACGGGCAGUACUACGACGUCGCGACGAGGACCUCCACCAGCACCCCCGCCAGCGCGACGAACAAGGACUGAUGGACUCAACCGGAACUCUUCAGGAAGCCCAGCGCCGCCUUCUCCGCCACGAGAAGCUACACCUCCACCAGGGCCACCGAAGCCAGUCUUCAGAGCGCCCCCUCCCAUCGCAGAAGCAGGAAAGUUUGCAAACCAACCGACAAGCAGAGCGCGAGCUUCAUCCAAUACAGCGAAUCCAGGGCCACCGCCUCCACCACGACCGCCGAAGACACCCGUACCAGAUGAGGAGAGGUCAGGAGGAAGCAGAUUUGGGGUGCCUCCACCCUUUACAGGCAAUCGUGUCCCCUCGGGCGCACCACCACCACCUCCCAGUCGAGGCCCAGUACCACCGCCUCCGCCAGCGAGAGAUAUGCCGUCAGCACCUCCUCCACCACUUCCUCCUGCGCACAACAUUCCGCCGCCUCCUCCACUGCCUCCGUCUUCGUCUCGUCCUGCACCAAUUCCGCCGCCUCUACCUCCAACAAGCAAUGUUGCGCCUCCUCCUCCUCCUCCACCGCCGCCGCCACCACCGCCGUCGAUGCCCGGACGAUCGAUCCCACCACCUCCCCCGAUGCCGAACAGCGGAGCACCGCCACCUCCGCCCAUGCCCAGCAGCGGAGCGCCCCCGCCACCGCCUAUGCCAAACAGUGGCGCACCUCCGCCACCGCCACCGCCAAUGCCUCCUUCCUCUGGACCCCCUGCACCACCGCCGCCUCCGCCACCCGGUGGCGCACCGGCACCGCUACCCAAGGUACCAGCAGUACGAGAUGGCCUUUUAGCAGAUAUUCGAGGUGGAGCACGAUUGAAGAAGGUUUCGGAUCAGGAAAAGAAGGACCGCAGUGCGGCAGCAGUUCCCGGCAAAGAACCCGCUGCAGGGUCUUCUGGAGGAGCCGCAGCCGCGCCUGGAGAUGCUGGCUUGGCUGGGGCAUUGGCUAGUGCCCUAGCGGCGCGGAAGAGUAAAGUUAGUCACAGUGACGAUGAGUCGGAUAAGGAUGACUGGUAG
Pyrenophora tritici-repentis Pt-1C-BFP is the source of this 1869-nucleotide messenger RNA. RefSeq names its product Drf-FH1 multi-domain protein. The record is from RefSeq and is a predicted model, not a curated record. NCBI's taxonomy places the organism in Eukaryota, Fungi, Ascomycota, Dothideomycetes, Pleosporales, Pleosporaceae. Gene Ontology annotation, molecular function: actin binding.